GGAUUAACACUCCUCCUUCAGUUACAUCAGGUUAUUGCACUUUUUUCCUGCUACUUUAAUUUCCCUUCUUCUUGUUUUUUUUUUUUGUUUGUUUGUUUUUUAAACUUGAAAACAUUUUUACUAGCCAUAAUUGCCUUACAGUAACUGGAGUGGAAUGUGGCAACACAUCAUGCAGCAGGCCUGGCCUUGGGACUGAGCCUGUGCCAGCCAACGAAUGAAGCAUCUUCCACAGGAGUAAGAGGAGCAAGGGAAGCGAAGUGAGGAGCAGCCGGGCCAAAAUCUUGCCUGCUGUGGCAGAGUCUGGGGCUCUGGACUAGUCCUCCUCAUGCCACUUGUAAAUAACAAAGUGGGCGAUGAUUGCACAGUCGGCACAGACCAGGCUUUGACUGAUGGAAAGGCUCUGGUGGAUUCUUUGAUAAAGGUGGUGGCAUGUUACCGACAUUUGGCCUCAUGUGUUGGAGGCUGCACAGACAGCUUACAGCUGCGGGAUGAGCUGAGACAGACUCGGGACAAGGCACAGAAGCUGGCUGCAGCCAACUGUCAUCAUCUGACAUCACAUCUGCGUGACAAGAGCCUGCCUGAAGAACAGCGCAAGGAGAUGGAGCUCCUGUGGGUGGCCUUCUCUUCUAGCUUGGAACUCCUCCAUGCUGACAUGUGCAAAGUCUUUAACAUGGGCGAUAUCUUCUCUCUGGCCAACUCUGCUGUCUUUGUGCAGACUGGCAUACAAGGAGGUGGCAGUGAGGUGGCGGCUCGGGCACUCAGUAUGCCAGAUCUGAACCAGGCACAGAGUCCAGUGCUCCCUGAAGGCCUGGAGACACAGGAACGCAGCACGAUGGAGCAGGAGAUUAGCCAGGUGGACCACAUGAUCACCGACAUGGAGAUGAAGGUGAAUGUGCUGCGCUGGAUGGUGGAGUCCCGCGGACCGCAGUACGCUGAGCCACUCAAUAGCACCGACAGCGCCUCCCUGGCUCUGCUGUCCAUGGACGAGGAGCAGCCAGGAGCAGAACAUGAGGCUGCACGCCACCACAGCCAGAUGCUCAUGAUGCUACUCCUGCUGGCUGUCAUCCUGCUGGCAGCCGCUCUGUCUGUCAGUGUUGUCAUCUUCUCCUGAGAAGAACCUGCACACACAUUCAGCUCAUUUUUUAAAUUCUUUUUAUUGUUUUGUGAAAGUCAUGGGGUGGAUUCCAAGACAGGGAAGACUUGUCAUAGACUGUAAAAACUUCACUUUCUGGGUUGUGGGUUGAAACAGUUCUAGAUUUAUCUUAAUCUAGAUUUAAUGAUGAACUGCUUAUCCAGGUCAGAGAUUAGUGUCACUCCUGAAGUAAAUGAAUUUUUUAAUUGAAAAUCCAAAAGCAGGUUUUUCUACAUCCCGUCCAGGUUUUAUGAGCAUCAUCAGGUGUUGAAAUUAAGUAAUUCACAACCUUUUUAUAUAAAUAAAUAACAAUUUUUCUCACCAAUGGUAGCACCCAUCCAAGAAAAAACGUUAAUCUGCUGCAUUAUCAUUUUAAGUCUGAAGCUGAGAUUUGUUCUGAAAAGACACUUUUUAGGCCAUGAUUAGCUAUUCCAGAAUAAGGCCUAGUCUUGUCAUGAUUAAGACCCUGUCCUGGAAACUGCCCUGUACUGUAUGUUUAGAAACAGUGUAAAAAAAAAAAAAAAAAAGAAAAGAAAGAAAGAAAGAAAAUGAAAAAAAAGACAAUAGAAGGCUAAUUUGAAGUCAUUUCUAUCUUGUAUCUAGGCUUGUCAACUUUAUUUCAGUGUUUUAAGUCAAUUUAUUUAACCUUUUUUCAAGAAAUAAAACACAGAAUUUCAAAAGAAUUUCCAAAAUUCUUAAAAUCAGAGUAGUAAGUUAUUUGAGAGAAACACAAUGGAAGAAGUCUAGAUACAAAAUUAGCUUGUCUUUUUUUCCUCCAAUGAAUCCGAAGCUGCCAUAAACUCUACCAUACCUUUGUUAAAUAAUGCUAUAUAACCUUGUUUUCAUGACUAUUGUCCAAAUGUGGCAGCUGGUUGAUUUUAAUAACCUUUGGAGAAUUAUACAUACAAAAUAUAAAUAAAAUACAUUUUCCUAUUUUAUUAUAUACUACCUUAACCCAUAACUGUAAGAAACCAUUUCGUGUAAAUACAAAAUAACCUAUUAUGUUUAUAGUAUUGUCAGAAUGGCACAGUUAACAUUUAUUUAUUUAUUUAUUUAUUUAUUUAUUUGUUUGUUUGUUUGUUUGUUCGUUCGUGUUUUUUGCCACUUUGGAGACAUAGGUGCUAAUGCUUUUUAGCUGUGCAUCUAUAUACUGGAAGAAGCAGAAUUUUCUCUUGCAAAGACUGAUUUUAUCUGUGUGUAUUUUUGUGUAUUUUGGGGUAUUUGUUUUACUUCAGUGUAUAUUCUGUACACUGUAGACCAGGGGUAUUGAAUUUAGGAGGUCCAGUUACUCAAAGUUCCUUCUCUGCAAAGUUCAAUGCCAUAAUAUCUAACUAUUCUUGUGAUUUGUAGGCCUAUAUAGCUAGGUGUAUAGGUGUGUGUGUAUAUAACUAUAAAACAUAAUAAAGUACAGUUCAAAAAUAAGUAGGCCUACCUGCAGCCAUUCUCACAUUAGAGACAUUGUAAAAGUAGGAUAAAAUAAAUAAGCAGGCCUACUCACAAAUAAAAGUAUCAAAAUGACUUACUAUAAAACACUGCUCACUUUCGUCCUCAUCUGAACAAGAUUUUGUCUUUAUCCUGAGCAUUUAUCAAUAUUUUACCAGUAACAUGAAGCACCUGUUGCAAAAUUGAGGUAAUAUAAGGCAUUAAAAAAACAAAGUGAUGAUUUUGAACAAAUACAAAUUUAUCUUUAACACAUCUUUGGCAUUUUUCAUUUUCGUUUGCUUUUCUCUCUCACAGAAUACAGGCACCUCCUUCUAUACUGGAUUACAGAUUAAUGUACUGUACUGCUUGCCGAGAUUGUUUUAAAUAAUGCACAGGAUUAUGACAUGGAGAUACAGUAGCCACAACAAACCACACCACUGAGGCACUGUUUGUGAGCUGUUUUGUGGUCCAGAUGUAACCAUUACUGGGUCCAGACCUGGACCGGAGUCUAAUUGGUGACGCCUGCUCUGCAUCAUCUCUCUGAGAUGAAGUUAGUAACCAUGUCACUGAGCAGUUUUUUCUGUUUUUUGUUGACCAGCAGCAUGUUCACUGCUGGAAGGAGAAUUCAGGGUUUUCAUGUGUGGCCUGUGCCCCACUACUGGUGGACUGUGAAGGUAUUGCAAGUGGUCCGUGACCAUGCGUUCAAUAAUAGGUUUGAAUGCUGGAAGCAAUAUUUUUUACAUUUCAUUUCCAUUUAUUAAUUCUUGUGUGCGAACAAUCAAAUUCAUUCAAAUAUAUAAAAAAGUGUAUGCAAAUAUAUUAUAAAGAAAAGUAAAGGCGACUUCACUGGGUGACAAUUUUGUAUAGCGCCCAUCCAGUCUGCAAUUUUUUUCCCAGGAUGGUGAAGUAAUUGUUUAAAAUUUUCAGUGGUCAUUUUAGCUUAUUGGUUAAGGUUAGGAUUGGGCAAAAGUUAGUUAUGAUAAAGAUUAGGGAAAGGCUGUAGAGACUGAAUGUAUGUCAGUUAGGUCAUGCCUUCACCAUCCAAGGAAAAAUGUUGCAUCCAAUCCUUGGUUGCCUCUGAUGCCCAAAAUAUUAGAUUACUGACUAGCAUCUAAAAAUAGCUAACUGGUUAUGCAAAUGAAAAACAAAUGAAAUUUUUUUUUUCUUGGUGUCUGUGAAAAGUAAGUGUGAAUUAUUGUCUGAUGGGUGACCUUGAAUUUGGAGUGGGCCACUGCUAUGCUGUACGCUACCCCCCAAACCCCACCCCACGCCAUUCCCAACAACAGCAGACCCCGGGUUGCUUCUUAGUCAGAAUGGUCCCUUGGUAACAAUCAAUUGAAAACCCCUAGCCUAAAGCAGUGGGAUGUGUGCAGAAUUAAAAUGGCAUAAAACACUACUACUACUGUUACUACAACUACUAGGUGACUAAUAAUUAAACAAUUUUUCUUAAGUGCUUUCAGACAAUGAAAUUUUGGAAAAUAAAAGCCAAUAGGCCUAUGGUAAAUGACAAAAUGCCUAUCCUUAAAAACAGGGAUACAGAUGAAUAAAAUGGUAAAAACAAUGGGAUAAUGAGGUGAUACAUUUUCUGUGACACUCCAUAAGACUUGCAUGUAUGGCUCAAAGGUUUGUAAAAUAGACAAAAUUGUGUUGCUAACAUGUUUAACUUAACUUUACAAAAAAAAAAAAAAAAAAAAAAAAAAAAAGCUUAAAGGAUUAUGUUGACUUUAUGAGGGAGUUUGGUGUACAGGCUCUAAAAUCAUCUGUUCUGUGUCCAGCAGAUACAUAUUAACACAUUUGUAUACAGUAUAUCAGUUCAUGGUAAACAACUAGUAUGCAAACUAGUAUCCAAAGUAUGAAGAUGAACCUUUUAGCAGUUCAAAGUGGGUAUUUUUUUCUAUGGCCUCUGGAGUCAGAACUUUUGAAAACAAAAUCUUUGUCUUGGUCAUUAGCGGCAUCUGUUUCAAGCUAACACUGCAGAACUACAGCUGACAAGUUGUCUAAGAGCCUGGCAAAACUAACAAAACAGCUGCUACAAGUUCUCAUUUGUUGUUAAUUAGGAUAAUGCUAGACACAAACAUAAGGGCUAAUCCGCGAUGAGGCAGGCUUGUAUAGAAAAAUAACGACCGACUGCUUCGGAGUGGUUUAUCCUGCUUAUUACAUGGCUUUUACAGCAGACUCCAUACUCACAUGACAGCAGUAAAAAGAAAUGGGAUUUUUUUUUUUUUUUGGAAAGAUGGAAUGCAGAAUGCUUUUAAUAGGCCAGUCAGAAGUAGCUAUUCAACAUAGCUGUGUGAUAAACUAUUUAAGGGCAGAAUGAGUAGGAUUUUCCUAUAAAAACAAUAUAUAGACAAAUAGAAAAACAAUUCCUCUCAUCAUCACUUCUGAGCUACUAUCACUGUGUGGUGUUGUGUGUGUCUGCAGAAACCCUGCCCUACACCUGGAUUUUCAUGUUUUGCUGAGCUCGGGAUCUAGCUGUUGGCCUUUGGAAGGUGGUUGUGUAGCUCCCAGCCAAAUUUUUUUCCUGGUACGGUGAGGGAAUGUUUUACAUUUUGGACUGGGAUUUCAUUCCAUCAUCAUGCUAGGAAAUGAAAACUCAAAGCCAGCAAUUAGCUUAGCUAGGGAAGAGGGGCCAGCUUUGAAUGUUGUUUACAAACUGCAACCAACAAAUUUUACUCAUUCUUCCUUUAACAUACUCAAAGUUAAAUGUCAGCAUAUGCACUGGACACAACCAUCUACUGGAGACAUACACAUGAUUUUAAUAUCAAUCCUAUCAUCAAAUAUUGGGUCAGGUGACCUUGAUGGGUCAAGCCAUUGAAAUGUUGUUGUAGUCCUUUACUGUACAGAAAGAAAGGAUGAACAGAAAGCUUCAUCUGUGAAACAUCCAGUCCCCAACAGAAGUUACAGAGACUUGUUAUUCAUAUCUGUUGAUAUGUUGGUUUAACUGAAAUGCAAGAGAGAAAUUCAAAACUGAAGCAUAAAACAGUUGAACUGUUUUUGAGGUACAACUCUCAUUUUAGAAUUAACAAAAUUAAUCAACUAUGUGCAACCUGCAAAAAGGGAGUCUGUCCUUUAAGGCAUUUUAUGUAAAUGUGUGACCUAAGAAGUUGUGACUGAUAACACUGUGGAUUACUGUGGGGUGGUUGGUUUCAUAGCCAGCAACUACACCUAAACUGACUGAAACAUUUGUUGUUAAGUUAGAUCUUAAUUCAUGUCUGGUACAAUUUACAUAUCUGUCAAUGUAUGAAAAAUGUAACCCAUCUUGAUAUGCAAAAUUUCUGUUCAACAAAUCCUGUGGUGCAAAUGUUGCAUGCGGUAUGACUAAGAAAAUUCCUUGCUAGACUGUUAAUUUGUAUUCGCUGAGCUGCUGCAAAAGUUCAGUUAAGUUCUUUUUGAGGAAUAGCAGCAUUUGACCACUGCACUGUAAAGUAUUAUUGUUUUCUAAAGAAUAAAUGCAAUGUUAAUUUCAUUUGGAAUUCUUUAAACUUGGGAUAGAGAUAGUUUUGUGGCACAUAUAUGCAUUUGUAGAAUUUCCAAAUGGCAAAACUGACACUUGUAUAAUAUAAUUCCUUAAAAAGAGUUCUUGCAGUAGAUUUAGUACUUGAAAUAAAAUGCUAAGUACACCCACA
This is a messenger RNA of Myripristis murdjan (pinecone soldierfish), 6180 nucleotides long. RefSeq names its product regulator of G protein signaling 9 binding protein (gene rgs9bp). The transcript has 3 exons. Bases 326 to 1111 code for a protein of 261 amino acids. NCBI's taxonomy places the organism in Eukaryota, Metazoa, Chordata, Actinopteri, Holocentriformes, Holocentridae. The record is from RefSeq and is a predicted model, not a curated record.